AAGUCAAAUCAUACAGAUCCAAUUCUUUGCCUAUAUAAAAAAAAACAGAUCUAAUUAAAAAAAUGUUUUGAGAAAUAUGUAAUUAGAAUUGUUCCAUAUAAAAGUAACAGUUGGUAAAAAAAAUUAUUUGUCCUGUCAUGGAAAGGAACCUUACCACUAAACAAAUCUAGAAGAGUGACACAGAAGUGGAGAUUCCCAUGUACAUAAAUACCAACAUGUUGAAAGCACAAGAGUCAAGGCAUGAUGUCAUUGUGCCAUUUGUGAUUUGUUUGUGUUAUUAGACAAGUACUUGUCCUCAUUCGCCAUUCAAGAAGAUGAUUCAUUUUCAAAUCCUAAGAAAACAUCCAUCAUUCUUCACCUUGUAAAAUAUUCAUACAAAUUCAUAUCUUUUGUACUCUUUUUUUCUUCCUUUUGUUUGAAGGAAGUAACGUGGAAAUUCCUUCUCUUCUUCUUCCCAUGCACUUGUCUGGGUUACGAGCAUAGGAAGAAGCCAUUGCAUUGCAGAAUCACUCUCUCUGUCUCUCUGUCUCUCUGUAUGUGUGUCUGUAUUUAUCAUGAAAAAGUCAAUGACAUGUUUGGGUGGUGCCAUUGUGAUCCUAUGUUGCUGCAUAAGACAUGUCACAUCUGAUGCAUUAGAUCAUCGUUACAAAGAAGGAGAUUCAGUCCCUUUUUAUGCCAACAAGGUGGGACCCUUUCACAAUCCCAGUGAGACAUACAGAUACUAUGACCUUCCCUUUUGCUCACCAGCUAAUGUGGAAGAAAAGAAAGAAGAUCUUGGUGAAAUUUUGAAUGGGGAUCGUUUAGUUGUUGCUCCUUUUAAAUUGGAUUUCCAAAUUGAUAAAGAACCUGAGAGCUUCUGCAGAAAGAGGCUAACAAGAAAAGAGGUUGCUCAAUUCAGAUUUGCAGUCUUGAAGGACUAUUUUUACCAGAUGUACUAUGAUGACUUGCCAAUUUGGGGUUUCCUUGGAAGAUUUGACAGUGAUGACAAAGAUGAUCCAACUGUGGCUACUUCAGUAUAUCUUUUCAAGCAUGUCCACUUUGAGAUCCUGCACAAUAAAGAUCGAAUCAUCGAUGUUUUCAUUCGAAAUGAUCCGAAUGAAGUUGUGGACUUGACAGAAAAUAGAGAAGUGAAUGUGGACUUCACAUAUUCUGCUAAAUGGACUCAAACAGAUAUUCCAUUUGAGAAGAGGCUUGAGAAAUACUCACAGACGUCCUCAUUGUCAGACCACUUGGAAAUCCAUUGGUUUUCUAUCAUUAACUCAUGUGUGACUGUUAUCCUCUUGACUGGAUUCCUUGCCAUAAUUCUCAUGCGUGUGCUCAAGAAUGAUUUUGUCAAAUUUGCUCCCGAUGAGGAGGCACAUGAUGAACAGGAUGAGAGUGGAUGGAAGUAUAUUCAUGGUGAUGUGUUCAGGUACCCAAGAUACAAGUCUUUGUUUGCAGCAGCACUUGGAACAGGCUCCCAGCUAUUUACACUUGCAAUAUUCAUCUUUAUGCUAGCUCUAGUUGGUGUUUUCUAUCCAUACAACAGGGGAGCUCUGUUUACUGCACUUGUUGUCAUAUAUGCACUAACAUCUGGCAUUGCUGGCUACUCUGCAUCUUCUUUCUAUUACAUGAUUGAAGGGAAAAACUGGGUGAAAAUUUUGGUGCUAACUGGGAGCCUGUUCUCUGGACCUUUGUUCUUGACAUUCUGCUUUCUCAAUACUGUUGCACUUGCCUAUAACUCCACUGCAGCACUACCAUUUGGAACAAUUGUCGUUAUUUUCCUCAUAUGGACUCUUGUAACCUCACCUUUACUAGUAUUGGGUGGGAUUGCUGGUAAGAAUAGCCGAUCAGAGUUUCAGACUUCCUGUCACACCAACAAGUACCCCAGAGAGAUCCCACAACUACCUUGGUACCGUAGAACUCUUGCUCAAAUGGCCAUGGCAGGGUUUUUGCCAUUCAGUGCCAUUUACAUUGAACUCUUCUACAUAUUUGCUAGUGUGUGGGGUCACCAGAUUUACACCAUAUACAGCAUUUUGUUCAUUGUUUUCAUCAUCCUCUUGAUUGUCACUGCCUUCAUCACUGUAGCAUUGACAUACUUUCAGCUUGCUGCUGAGGAUCAUGAAUGGUGGUGGAGGUCUUUCCUUUGUGGUGGAUCAACCGGCUUGUUCAUAUAUGGGUACUGCAUAUAUUACUACCAUGCAAGAUCAGAUAUGUCUGGAUUCAUGCAAACCUCUUUCUUUUUUGGCUACAUGGCAUGCAUUUGCUAUGGUUUCUUUCUCAUGCUUGGAACAGUCGGUUUCCGGGCUUCUUUUAUCUUUGUUCGUCACAUAUAUUGUUCUAUCAAGUGUGAAUAGCCAAAAGCUCACUGGCAUCUACCAGAUGCUUUCUUUUCCUUGUUGUAGUGAUACAGAAAAAUGUCCUCAGUUCAUAUUGCAAAUGGUUUACCAAGAGAGGAUGAUAGGAGAAGCUGAAAAAGUUGGCAUGCUUUACACAAUUGUUGAAUCCCUGAUUUCUUUCACAACAUCAGAUAGUUAGAUAGUAUGGUAAAACAUACAUGACAGUAGAGUAAUCCACAAAAUUCAUUCCUUGGAAAUAUAGAAGAGAAACCUUUUUUGCACUUCUUUUUUCAGAUAGUUUAGGCUUUCAGCAUUGUAUUAUUUGCAACCUAAUUGGUGAAAUGAUUCAUUGGUACCUUUCUACUA
Lotus japonicus is the source of this 2684-nucleotide messenger RNA. Its product is annotated as transmembrane 9 superfamily member 2-like. Gene Ontology annotation, cellular component: membrane. Bases 555 to 2336 code for a protein of 593 amino acids. Gene Ontology annotation, biological process: protein localization to membrane. The record is from RefSeq and is a predicted model, not a curated record. The transcript has 7 exons. NCBI's taxonomy places the organism in Eukaryota, Viridiplantae, Streptophyta, Magnoliopsida, Fabales, Fabaceae.